This is a messenger RNA of Mugil cephalus (flathead mullet), 3402 nucleotides long. RefSeq names its product sodium- and chloride-dependent GABA transporter 2-like. NCBI's taxonomy places the organism in Eukaryota, Metazoa, Chordata, Actinopteri, Mugiliformes, Mugilidae. The record is from RefSeq and is a predicted model, not a curated record. Gene Ontology annotation, cellular component: membrane. Gene Ontology annotation, biological process: sodium ion transmembrane transport. The transcript is spliced from 16 exons. The coding region runs from base 152 to 2035 and encodes 627 amino acids.
AAAGUGAGGGUGCAUUGUACAGCCCGAGUUUGUUAGGUGGCCUAUCCCACAGGACACACCCUUUUUAGGCUUUUCCUCCAACUUCGCUCAGCCACCAGUGAAGGAAUCUCAUUGUCCGCGUCCACUGAAAGCUCACGGCAUACAGCAGAGGAUGGCGGAGGAAAAUGCCAGAGGGGCCCGUUCUGCAGAGCCUGGGUCAGAUAAAGGGGCUCAUAUGGAAGGGGCUCUGCCAAGGGGGAAAUGGGCCAACAAAAUGGAGUUUUUGUUUUCCAUGGCUGGAGAAAUCAUCGGCCUUGGAAAUGUUUGGCGCUUCCCAUAUUUGUGCUUCAAAAACGGAGGAGGUGUUUUCUUCAUCCCAUACUUUGUGUUCCUCUUCUUUUGUGGCAUCCCUGUGUUUUUCCUGGAAACGGCGUUGGGCCAGUACACCAGCGAGGGCGGGGUGACGGCCUGGAGGAAGAUAUGUCCCAUGUUUGAGGGGAUUGGUUUUGCAUCACAGGUGAUCGUGUUCUAUCUGAACGUUUACUACAUUGUCGUCCUGGCCUGGGCUAUCUUCUACCUAUACAACUCCUUCAAAAGCCCCCUGCCCUGGUCCACAUGCGACAACGAGUGGAACUCCCUAUUAUGCCACAGUCGCGCCAGCGUCUUUGCCAACCCGCAGCUGUUUCAGCCCGAGUCCAACUGGUCAUUCCUGAACAACAUCACCUCUCUUGAGUAUGAUUUCGAACCUUACUUCAAUCACUCGCUGAAGUCACCGGAAGAGGAGUUCUGGUUCAAUCGUGUGCUGAGAAUGUCAGAUCAAAUGACCUUGGGUAAGUUGCACUGGGACCUGGCUCUGUGCCUCCUGAUCGCCUGGGUUAUAUGUUACUUCUGCAUCUGGAAAGGCAUCAAAACCACUGGCAAGGUGGUGUACGUCACCGCCACAUUCCCCUACUUGAUGCUGUUCAUCCUCUUCAUCCGUGGAGUGACGCUCCCAGGAGCGGCGGACGGCCUGAGGUACUACCUCCAGCCCGACUUCGCAAAACUCAUCGAUCCGAGCGUAUGGCUCGACGCAGGGACUCAGGUCUUCUUCUCCUACGCCGUGUGUCAGGGGGUGCUAACGGCCCUGGGGAGCUACAACAAGUACAACAACGACUGCUACAGGGACUGCUUGGCCCUGUGCUGUCUGAACAGCGCCACCAGCAUCUUUGCUGGCUUCGCCGUCUUCUCUGUGCUGGGAUUCUUGGCUCAUGACCUCGGACUUCCUGUGUCCGAGGUCGCGUCAAGUGGUCCCGGUUUAGCCUUCAUAGCCUACCCCACGGCUCUGUCGCUGCUGCCCGGCUCAUCCUUCUGGGCUGUGCUCUUCUUCCUCAUGCUCCUCUUCCUGGGCCUCGACAGCCAGUUCGUGUGUGUGGAGAGUCUGGCCACGGCCAUCACGGACAUGUUCCCUCGUCACCUGAGGAGGCCGGGCGCCAGAGAGAUUCUGAUCCUAGUGAUCGCUGCCGUUUGCUUCCUGCUGGGCCUGCCGUUCAUUACUGAAGGAGGGAUUUUCAUCUUCCAGCUGGUGGACAGCUUUGGUGCGAGUGGAAGCACUCUCCUCUUCAUUGCUUGUGCAGAGACCAUCGUUGUUGCCUGGGUGUAUGGUGCAGACCGUUUCUUAGACAACAUUGAAGACAUGAUCGGGUAUCGUCCCUUCCCUGUGCUCAAGUACUGCUGGCUGUUCAUCACGCCGCUCAUCUGCGUAAUUACAUUGCUAUAUGACCUGGCACAAAAAUCUCCCAUGUUCAUGUAUGGUUACGAGCCUGGUAAAUGGACCUCCAUGGUGGGCGGCCUUCUAAUCUGCACUCCACUGAUGUGCAUCCCAGUAUGCAUUUUGGUCUCACUUUGCAGGAAUCCCACGAACAUGAGUAGGGCGUCCAGUGACCUACGCCAGGCUAAACCACACAAGCCAGUGCUCACAUUGUGCAAACAAGUCAUCUUCGAGGCCCAGGGGCUGCCGGACAGGAACGUAGACGACAGGCUCGAUAAGAUGAUGCUAGAGGAACCAGCCAGUGCUUGAUGGUUGUUAGUGAUUUCCUUGAAUAUUUGAACAUUUCUAAACAUUGUUAAGUGUUUACACUUUUCUUAAAGUCUUCAGGGAGCUUUGUCUGAGUUUUGCUAGCAUAUUAGUCUUUUUUUUACUGAUUAAUAACGGAAAAGCUUUGUAUAUUGAAGCACUGUAACCACUAUGCCUGUAAUCCUGCAGACAGUAACCGGGUUAGAAGGUAAAAGUUUAUUUAGCAUUGCAUUCAUGUAACACUUAUGAACUUAGGAACAAAAUCAAUGCAGCAGAACUAAAAGUACUUUAAAAGUCCCGCACGUAAACCUGCCGUUUUAGGUGCGUAUGUAAGUGAUGAAGACCUAUGAUAUAAAGUAUUACUGACGACAACUUUAUUAAUGCUACUUCGGCAUUCUUUAUUCAUUAACAAUAGGGCUGAAGCCCAUCAGUGUUGGGGUCUAAAUAGGGGUCAUAUCGCUUGUAUUUUUUUUCAAAUUUGUGUCUCUUCCAUAUGGUCAUUAUGUGACACAUAACAAGAUACUGUUACAGUGUAGAUGAAGUAUUGAAUAUGCAAAAAUAAUAUCAAAAUUGUAACUGUGUGGUUAUAUGUAGCUGACUAAUGAACAUAAACUUGCCGCUGUAGGGACAGUGGGGACAGUGGUUAACUAUAAGGAACGUACCAUGUGUGUGUGUAACUAAAAUAAAUAAAGUGUACUAAUGGAAGUAUGGAAAUGAGAUAAUAUUGGUGAUAAUCUCAGGGGUUUUCAAUGUUUCAGGCCAAGGACCCCCAAAUUGAUGGAGAGAAUCAGUAAGCUAUUAUUGCAGUAAGCAAUAGUAAGCUAUCCCAUAUGCCUUUACUAAGAUAUGUUGGAUUCAUUUUAAUGUGUAUUUAAAGAAAUUUGAAUUUGUGGGGGAAAUUUAAAAAAAUAUAUAUAUAUAAAAAAUGUCAAUCAACCAAAGAUUUUGCGACCCCCUUGAAAUACCUCCGUGGACCCCACAGGGGCCGUGGACCCCCUGUUGAAGACCUGUGAUCUCAGGCAAUGCUGGGAUUUGAACCCAGGAUCUCUGUUCAGGCAAAUGGGACCGUUUUGAAGCCUCUAACCAGCAGUUUAAACUGUUGCAGUUUGUUAAAUGUGUCCAUUCAUUUAGUUUCAUUAUGUUUUUAUACCCGUGUGAAGACAACCGUAUCAAUACACUAAACAUACUGGUGCAGUGUGCCUUUGUUUGAUUGUGUCCUUAUCGAUCUCUGACCUGAGAGGAUAAACAUUCAAUACAAACCCAUCACUUUUCAUCUCAUUUCCUGUUUUGUAGCAAGAAAACAUAUAUAUAUAUAUAUAUAUAUUUGUCUUCUGGGAUGUCUUUCUCAUGGUUAAGAAAUAAUAAUAAAA